This is a messenger RNA of Phytophthora infestans T30-4, 1185 nucleotides long. RefSeq lists its product as uncharacterized. The transcript is spliced from 3 exons. Gene Ontology annotation, biological process: regulation of DNA-templated transcription. NCBI's taxonomy places the organism in Eukaryota, Oomycota, Peronosporomycetes, Peronosporales, Peronosporaceae. The record is from RefSeq and is a predicted model, not a curated record. Bases 1 to 1185 code for a protein of 394 amino acids. Gene Ontology annotation, cellular component: nucleus.
AUGGCCGGUACCUCACCCAAGCCUGUAUGUGCCUGUGCAGAUGGCAACUGCACCAGUGACUGUCCGUGCUUGAGUUUAUUUGGAUCUUGCUCUCCUCGAUGUCAAUGCAAAGGAUGUCAAGUGCAGACUCAACCGGAGCGAACCAAGGGAUGUAGUUGCAAGAAAUCUAACUGCUUAAAGCUAUACUGCGAGUGCUUGGCAGCGCAACGUAUGUGCGACCAUCGCUGCAACUGCGAAGGGUGCAAGAACUGCUCCGAGACGUUGGCGGAACGAGAAAGAGCUGUAGCCGCCAUUUUAGAUAGAAACCCAUUGGCAUUCCAGCCGAAAGUUGCCAGUGGAUCGAGUCAGCAUCUCCGAGGCUGCAAUUGCCGUAAAAGUGGCUGUAUGAAAAAUUACUGCGAGUGUCAUCAAGCUGGAGUGGCCUGCACGUCGCGAUGUGCGUGUCACCAGUGCCGCAACACAGAGACGUUCGUGUCCGCCAAGAAAAUGCUAGUAUUUGCAGGUGUCAGUGCAGACGACAACGACCUACGCGUCACCAUUCGACCAUCACAACGGAAGCUUGUGAAGCGACCUAAGAAGUCGGAGACACAGAGCGGUAUGCUUACACCAACUAAUGCCUCAACACAGCGGCCGUCGGCAUUGGAAUUACUGUCAAGAAGUGCGCCAGCGGCACCUUCCAAGCUUCAUCACCAUGAGGAUUCGGCAAUGGGGAUUGCCCCAACCACGCCGACAAAGCGGCCAUCCAGCUACUUGGAUCUCGUCCCAGGGGUUGUGACUCCAACAUUUGCCAAGAGGAAAUAUACCCGACGAAGCUUCAGCCAACUGCAAUUCAUGGAGCGAAUCCAAGAGCUAGCAGCUCCGACAGUAGAGCUGCCGAACGUCGAGGAUACAGUCACGAACGCAUACGACGCCAGGAAUACUGAAGGAGUCGGUGACCCGGAGCUUACGAUUCUCAGUCGAUCACUUCUACACACUGCCAUGGCACAGUCAAGGACAAGCAAACCUCAGCGUGUUCCUGGUUCCAGUGACGCUCGGAAAGCGCUGUCUCCCACUGCUGCUGGCCUGUUCUGUGAAGAAGAGUACAGCAAGUACAAGGAAACAAAUCUAAGCGUCAUGCAAGAGCGCGCUGUGCUUCAAGAGUUUAGCGUGUGGCUGCGAAAUCUGGCCGCGAGCUUAUCUCAAUAG